GAAGCGUGGGGUCCUGCACAGAGAAGAUACUAGUAGUUAUGGCGGCCGGGGCUGCAUGAUGGUGCAGGAGGGACCCUGUGUUUCGGCGGCCUUUUCUGCGAUUGAACUCUUGAAUAAACGGUGGGACGUCCGCAGUUCAGUAGGGAAGGAAUUCCCCUCGACAAAACUCAUGAAGCAAUGAAUCUGGACUCGUUGUCGCUGGCCCUGUCUCAAAUCAGUUACGCUGUGGCGAAUCUGAGCAAGAAGAACUUCAAGUCGAGCGUUGCGGAAAUCUCUCGUCUUGUUGAUCAACACGGGCCUGAGGCAGAUCGUCACUUGUACCGUUGCCUCUUCUCACAUGUGGAUUUCAGUGGGGAUGGUAAAAGUGGUGGAAAAGACUAUCACCAGACACAGCUGCUGAUACAAGAGUGUGAAACCCUGAUAACAAAGCCUACCUUUGUGUCUACAUUGUGCUACGCUGUAGACUUCCCCCUCCACCAUCAAAAAAGUUUAAAGCCGUCUGUGCAGCUUUUUCCUCAGCUGACCAAGGUUCUCAAACUCAACAAAAUCCAGGAGGUUGUGUUUGGGCUUGCAUUGUUAAAUUCGUCCAUUCUAGAGGUUCGAAACUACGCCGCCCAGUUUGUGAAACAGAAACUUCCUGAUCUGCUCAGAACCUUCACUGAUCCUGACCUGAACAGUGGUUCUGAGGAAAGUUUGAACGACAUCGCUAUCCAGGUGCUCCAUUUGCUGCUCAUCCAUUUACACGGACCCAAGGACAAGUUUGGAAUCGGCGCUGAGCAGAAGGAAGCAUUCAUAGCUAUCCUAAAACAAGAUUUCCCCAACGAGAGGUGUCCGGUGGUUCUGACACCUUUCCUGUACCCAGACAAACAGGACAUCACGAUAGAGCGACUGGUUAGUCAAGGAGAGUCAAGCACUGUGCCAAGAGAUAUGAUGGAGGGUUCUUUGGCUGAAUUGAUGCAAGAAGUUGGAUAUGGCUGCUGUGCCAGUGUUGAAGAAUGUAGGAACACCCUGCUGCAGUUCGGUGUCCGUGAGGUCACCCCUGCGGUGGUGGCCCGGGUUCUGGGGAUGAUGGCUCGCACACAUGUCGGGCUGUCAGACAGCAUUCCGCUACAGUCCCUGACCAGCCCAGGAGGCAGUAUAUGGAGUGAAGGGAAGGACAAGUCGGAGGGCGGCCAGGCCCAGUCCUGGUCCGUGGAUGUCUUCGUAGAUGUGCUGCAGGAUCUGGCUCCCCACCUGAACUGGCGAGAGGUGAUAUUUGAGCUGGACCACCCCGGGUUGCUUAUAAAGGAUUCCCAGGGGCUACGGCUCCUCACCUCUGCCCUCACCAGGGCCCUGGCCAAUCAGGACGUCUUUCCCAUUGACCUGAUGUAUCGCCAGUGGAAGAACACAGAGGGACAGCUAUCGUGGUUCCAAGUGGCUCUAUCCAGCCCAGACGUGUUCUGUUUUGCUGAUUUCCCCUGUCACCAAGUCGUCAUCGACAUCUUAAAGUCUCCGCCUGAUGAUGAAAACAGAGAAAUAGCCACCUGGAAGUCCCUAGACUUGAUAGAAACUCUGCUGCGGCUGUCCGAGCUGGGUCACUACGACCAGGUCAAAGGUCUCUUCAACUUUCCCAUCAAGCACUGCCCAGACAUGCUGGUCCUGGGGCUACUGCAGGUCAAUCCCAAUUGGCACACCCUUCGUCACGAGUUGAUCUCCACCCUGAUGCCCAUCUUCCUGGGCUCCCACCCCAACUCCGCCAUCGUCCUGCACUACGCCUGGCAUGGCCAGGGACAGAGCCCCUCCAUCCGCCAGCUCGUCAUGCACUCCAUGGCUGAGUGGUACAUGAGGGGAGAGGCACACGACCAACAGAGGCUCUCCAGGAUCCUGGAUGUGGCUCAGGACUUAAAGGCACUCUCCAUGCUGUUGAACGGCACUCCCUUUGCCUUCGUCAUCGACCUCGCCUGCCUGGCUUCGCGCCGCGAGUACCUCAAGCUGGACAAAUGGCUGACCGAUAAGAUCCGUGAGCACGGCGAACCCUUCAUCCAGGCCUGCGUGACCUUCCUGAAGCGCCGCGUGCCCCAGGUCAUGGGAGGACCGCCCCCCGACAAGGAACCGCCCAAGUCAGCACAGCUUCCUCCGGAAACCAUAGGUACCAUGCUAGCCUGCCUGCAGGCCUGCGCCAACAACGUUUCGCAGGAGUUGUCGGAGACGAUCCUGACGAUGGUGGGGAACUGCAGCCAGAUCCUGAACAAGGCGAGACAGCCGCCGCCCGGAGCAGCGAAUGUUUCCAUCAAGCAGCGUCCGCCCAGCGGACUGCCUCCCACCUCGGGCCUGGAGAACAUCUCACCUGUCAUCACAUCACAGCCGCACCUGUCCCCAGGUUGGAAGGGCGAUGACCUCCCGUACGUGUCCCAGAUCGACCCUCUGGCUGGAAUAUCCUCCUUAUCCCUGAGCGGGAACUCUGGAGCCGGAACUAUCGGACCAGGACCUCUCGCUCCGGGGAACAUUGGGGGAGGACCAAUCGGAUCGGGUACGAUCGGAUCGGGAACAAUCGGGUCGGGGGCCAUCGGAACGGGCAGUAUUGGUCCAGGGAGUAUCGGACCGGGGAGUAUCGGCCCGGGGAGCAUUGGACCAGGUCCCAUCGGUGGUGGAUUUCAGUCGGCAAACCCGCUUGCUGCGUCGUUUGCGCCGCCGCAGUCUCCACAGAAGCAGUUCCCGGUUUCGCGGGACCAGUUCCCACCCUUCUCCAGUUCAGGACAGACUUCGUUUUCCUCCAUGGGCAGCCUCACGUCACAAAUGCAAGGACUGGGAUCCAGCAGUUCCAGUGGGGGGAUACCCUCCUCCAACCCCCUGGCGGCUGCCUUCGCACCCCCUCCGACCUCCCAGAAGGACUCAUCCAGUCGUGACCAGUUCCCCCCUCUCUCCACGUCCGCGGGGCAGACUCCCUUCUCGUCCAUGGGAGGGUUCACAUCACAAAUUCAAGGAUUGGGAACAACAGGCAGCCUGGGAAUGGCCGGUAUGGGCGGUGCAUUUGGGCAGAAGACUGGCAGCAUCGGGAGCUCCCAGCAGGCAGCGCUGGCACAGCAGAAGGCAGCCAGCAGUCUGCGCCAAGACGUUUCGAACGUGUGGCCAGAGAUGAACCAGCAGUUCUCCAAGGAGAUCGACGACGAAGCCAACAGCUACUUCCAGCGCAUCUACAACCACCCGCCCAACCCCACCAUGUCCAUCGACGAGGUCUUAGAGAUGCUGAAGAAGUUUCGGGAUUCCCCCAUCAAAAGAGAAAGGGAUGUAUUCCACUGUAUGCUGCGUAACCUGUACCAGGAGUAUCGGUACUUCCACCAGUACCCCACCCGGGAGCUGCAAAUCACUGCUACUCUGUUCGGUGGACUCAUAGCGGAAGGAAUUGUCUCGUACAUGGCACUAGGCAUAGCCCUGAGGUAUGUGUUGGAGGCCUUGAGGAAACCCCAUGGAAGCAAAAUGUACUACUUCGGCAUAGCUGCUCUGGACCGCUUCAAGACUAGAUUGAAGGACUACCCCCAGUAUUGCCAGCACCUUGCUGCCAUACCACAUUUCCAGGAGUUCCCUGCACAUCUCAUUGAGUACGUAGAGUUUGGCCAGCAGUCGCGGGAACCUCCCAUCAAGAUGGCGGCCCCAUCCACCAGCCCUCCGCUGAGCCUAGGCAAAACGUCGUCCACGAUGGCCACGACUCUAACCACGACCGUAACAACGACUGCCGUCAGCACGGCAUCUGGGGGUGAGUCGCCCUUCAAAGUUACCAGUAAGGUCAGCUCUACGCCACCCCUCAGACCUGGUCAGAGUCCUUCCAUUGCCAAUGCCACAAACAUUGACACCCUGCUGGCAGGAAACGACGCCCAGAACAAGAAGUUAGAACCACCAGAAGUACUUCAGGACAAAGUGGCUUUCAUCUUCAAUAAUCUGUCCCAGUCCAACCUUAACCAGAAGACUGAAGAAUUACGUGAUGCCGUUGGUGAGGAGUACUUACCCUGGGUGUCGCAGUACCUCGUCAUGAAACGGGCCAGCAUCGAGCCCAACUUCCACACCCUGUACUCCAACUUCAUCGACGUGCUGAAGAACCCAGACGUCACCCAGAUGGUCAUCAAGGAAACCUUCCGCAAUAUCAAGGUUCUACUGCAGGCUGACAAAGGAGCUGCCAACUUCUCUGAUCGCUCCCUUCUAAAGAACUUGGGCCACUGGAUGGGCAUGCUGACACUGGCCAAGAACAAGCCCAUUCUGCAGAUAGACAUAGACAUCAAGUCCCUUCUACUGGAGGCCUACCACAAAGGACACCAGGAGCUGCUGUAUGUCGUCCCCUUUGUUGCCAAAGUGCUGGAGUCGUGUUCGAAGAGUAAGGUGUUCAAGCCGCCCAACCCCUGGACUCUCGCCAUCAUGAACGUCCUGUCCGAACUGCACCAGGAGCCGGACCUGAAACUCAACCUCAAGUUCGAGAUAGAAGUACUCUGCAAGACCCUCAAUCUGGACAUCGCUGAUCUGAAACCAGGAAACUACCUGAAAGACAAAGACAAACUGUCUCAGAUUGAGGAGCAACUCUCCGCGCCGAAGAAUGACAAGCCAGUGGAGGAAGUCCAGCAUGUGUCCACCACGGGUAUGCCUUCAGUGACCUCCACUACCACCACCACAACUACCACGGCGGUCCCCACUAUACCACCAGAACCGAAGUUCAGCUUCCACGAUGUGAACACCAUGACAUUCGCAGGCCUGGCCCCACAUAUCUCUAUUAGUAACAAUGUCCCCUUGUUUACGGCCCACCCCCAACUGAAGGCCUGUGUGCGCCCUGCCAUCGAGCGGUCGGUCCAAGAGCUGGUCCAUCCGGUCGUAGAGAGGUCCAUCAAGAUUGCCAUGACAACGUGCGAACAGAUAGUCAAAAAGGACUUUGCCCUUGACCCAGAAGAGGCGCGCAUGCGAGCGGCGGCACACCACAUGGUGCGGUACAUGACGGCAGGGAUGGCAAUGAUCACCUGUCGGGAACCGCUGUACGUCAGCAUCGACAACAACCUCAAGACCAGCUUCCUCACUACACUCAGGGGUGCGACCCAGCAGCAGAAGGAGAUGAUAGAACAGGCAGCUAGCAUGAUCGCCCAGGAGAACGUGGAGCUGGCCUGCGCCUUCAUCCAGAAGUCUGCGGUGGAGAAGGCCAUCCCGGAGAUGGACAAGCGCCUGGCCACGGAGUUCGAGCUACGGAAACACGCCCGGAACGAGGGGCGGCGCUACUGCGAUCCCGUGGUGCUGACCUAUCAGGCCGAGCGCAUGCCGGAACAGAUCAGGCUGAAGGUAGGGGGCGUGACUGCCCAGCAGACUGCGGUGUAUGAGGAGUUCGCCCGACAGAUACCAGGAUUUCUGCCCACCAACGAGGCCAACCAGCCUAGCGGCUUCUUGGCAAAGCCAAUGCCUCCUGCCCUUUCAGCAGUUAACCGUGACCAGGCUGCUACGGAGGAUAAAGAAGCCAGAGAUGGGAUGAAGUCCUUUGCCACGGACGAGAUCACGCAGAUCUACGACCGGAUCAUCAGCGAGCUUGAGCAGCACCUGCACGCGAUCCUGGCGCCGCCCACCAACCAGCAGGUGGCCGCCAUGCACAGCCUGCUGGAGGCCGUCAUCCUCGCCCGCAACUCCCGCGAGAUCGUCACAGCACUCGCCCUCCUGCAGAAGGCUGUGGAGGGCCUGUUGGACGGACUGACCCAGCUGCCCUCUGACCCCGAGCUGGCCCUGCGCUUCAGGGAUGCUCACCUCCUGGUGCUGAAGGGUCUGCAGGACCAACGGGCUUACGGACCCCACUGGACCAACAAGCAAGUCACAAGGGUUCUGUGUGAGUGUCGGGAAGAGCUGAAGUACAACCUGGAGGCUGUGAACUGUCUAGUCCGCGCACGACUCAUCAACAUGCAGCAGUACGACACACAUUUGGCACAGAGUAUGGAGAAUGGUCUGAACUUCAUGGCAGUGACGUUUGCGAUGCAGUUGGUGCGCCUGCACCUGAUCGAUGAGAGGAACAGCUCCGACGUGACGGAGGCUGACCUGUAUAACACCGUGGAAAACCUCGCACGCAUCGCCGCACACUCCAGAAAUGCUCCGGAAGGCCUUGCUGCUCUGGUGGACGUCAUUCGCCAGAACCACGACACCAUCCUGGACCGCGCCCCGGGAGGGCCGACCUCCAUGAUGCAUUCUGGGAUAUCGCAAGCCCGCGAGUACGACGACCCUCCCGGCCUGCAUGAGAAGUCGGAGUACCUGCUCCGCGAGUGGGUCAACAUGUACCACUCGCCGGCAGCAGGACGGGACAGCUCCAAGGCUUUUCAAGUCUUCGUUCAGCAGAUGCAUCAGCAGGGUAUCCUGAAGACCGAUGACCUCAUCACGCGGUUCUUCCGGCUGUGUACAGAGAUGUGCGUGGACCUGUGCUACCGCGCCCUCAGCGAGGCUUCCCACAAUCCCACGCUGCUGCGCGCCAAGUGUUUCCACACGCUGGACGCGUACGUUCGCCUCAUCGCACUCCUGGUGAAGCACAGCGGAGACGCCACCAACACCGUCACCAAGAUCAACCUGCUCAACAAGGUUCUAGGCAUCAUUGUGGGAGUCCUUCUGCAGGACCACGAGGUCCGCGGCACGGACUUCCAGCAGCUUCCGUACCACCGCCUCUUUAUCAUGCUGCUCCUCGAGCUCAACGCGCCCGAGCACGUCCUCGAGUCCAUCAACUUUCAAGUCCUCACAGCCUUUUGCAACACAUUCCACAUCCUGCGUCCAUCCAAGGCGCCAGGGUUCGCCUACGCCUGGCUGGAGCUGGUCUCGCACAGGGUCUUCAUCGCCCGCAUGCUGGCGCUCACGUCCAACCAGAAACUUGGAGUCAACAAGAGUGUGUCCUCGGUUCUCCAAGGCUGGGGCAUGUACGCCCAGCUGCUCAUCGACCUCUUCAAGUUCCUGGCUCCCUUCCUGCGUAAUGUGGAGCUGACCAAGCCAAUGCAGCUGCUAUACAAGGGUACCCUGCGCGUUCUGCUCGUGCUGCUCCACGAUUUCCCAGAGUUCCUGUGUGACUACCACUACAGCUUCGUCGACGUCAUCCCGCCAAACUGCAUCCAGAUGAGGAACCUGAUUCUCAGUGCCUUCCCCCGCAAUAUGCGCCUCCCUGACCCCUUCACACCCAACCUAAAGGUGGACAUGUUGCCAGAGAUUAACCACCCACCCCGCAUCCUCACCAACUUCGCUGCCUUGAUCCAGCCUUCUUCCUUCAAAAAGGACCUGGACACGUACCUGAAGACGCGCGCUCCUGUCACCUUCCUCUCGGACCUGCGCAGCAACCUGCAGGUGUCGACGGAGCCGGGGUUGUGCUACAACAUCUCCCUGAUGAACGCGCUGGUGCUGUAUGUGGGCACCCAGGCCAUCACUUACAUUCACACUAAGGGCAGCACCCCAUCCAUGAACACCAUCACGCACAGCGCGCACAUGGACAUCUUCCAGAACCUCGCCGUCGACCUGGACACAGAAGGCCGCUACCUGUUCCUGAAUGCCAUAGCCAACCAGCUGCGUUACCCCAACAGCCAUACCCACUACUUCAGCUGCACCCUGCUGUACCUCUUCGCAGAGGCCAACUCAGAGGCCAUCCAGGAACAAAUCACUAGGGUACUGUUGGAACGUUUGAUAGUGAACCGACCACACCCGUGGGGCCUGCUCAUCACCUUCAUCGAACUCAUCAAAAACCCAACCUUCAAGUUCUGGAACCACGACUUUGUCCACUGCGCUCCCGAAAUCGAGAAGCUGUUCGAGUCGGUUGCCCGUAGCUGCAUGCAGCAGAAACACCCGCAGCACGUUGAGGCACACGAGUGACGACUUUCCGUCAUCCUCCGAGGAUUACUUAAACCGUUUCCUGAGUUAUUCUUUAAAUACCCAUAGCCGGAUGGAGAUAUUAGACUACUAAAUAGAGUGAUAUGUUGUAAAGAGAUGUGAGAUGAUAAUGAUGUUGUUAGAAUUUUUUGUCUUCAAAUUUCGUUUGUUACAACUUAACCAGACGAAAGGUAAUCGAGGAACAGCAAUGAUGAAGGACUUGUUAAAAAUCUCGUGCUGAAAGGUUCUCUAUGUUUGCUAAAUCCCUGACCGUGUAUAAAGUUCUUGACGUAAUAAACAUGCAGUGUGCAACCAGA
Messenger RNA from Branchiostoma floridae (Florida lancelet), 8138 nucleotides. Its product is annotated as CCR4-NOT transcription complex subunit 1-like. Gene Ontology annotation, biological process: nuclear-transcribed mRNA catabolic process, deadenylation-dependent decay. The transcript has 52 exons. Gene Ontology annotation, molecular function: molecular adaptor activity. Gene Ontology annotation, cellular component: P-body; CCR4-NOT core complex. NCBI's taxonomy places the organism in Eukaryota, Metazoa, Chordata, Leptocardii, Amphioxiformes, Branchiostomatidae. The record is from RefSeq and is a predicted model, not a curated record. Bases 178 to 7824 code for a protein of 2548 amino acids.